CAGUCGGGGAGCGCUGACGUAGGGGGACAUCCGGUCUGCUUCCCACUGUCGGAGACCUGCCCGUUCUGCCUUCGAACCGCGGACCGAUCUCCCUGGAGUUCUGGCCUGCGGGUUGGACUCGCCUCUGCGUCCUCGACCACUGCGAAAAAGGGAGAAAUGCCAAAAAAAAAGACUGGUGCGAGGAAGAAGGCAGAGAACCGCCGAGAACGGGAGAAACAACUCAGGGCAUCAAGAAGCACUGUGGACUUAGCCAAGCACCCAUGCAAUGCUACAAUGGAAUGUGACAAGUGUCAGAGGCGGCAGAAGAAUAGAGCAUUUUGCUAUUUUUGUAAUUCUGUUCAGAAGUUACCAAUUUGUGCACAGUGUGGGAAAACAAAGUGUAUGAUGAAGUCAUCAGACUGUGUCAUCAAGCAUGCUGGUAUAUACAGUACUGGCCUUGCUAUGGUGGGUGCAAUAUGUGACUUCUGUGAAGCUUGGGUUUGCCAUGGGAGGAAGUGUCUGAGUACCCAUGCUUGUGCCUGCCCACUCACUGAUGCAGAGUGUGUGGAAUGUGAACGAGGGGUAUGGGACCAUGGAGGCAGAAUAUUCAGCUGUUCAUUUUGCCAUAAUUUUCUCUGUGAAGAUGAUCAGUUUGAGCAUCAAGCCAGCUGCCAAGUUUUAGAAGCAGAAACAUUUAAAUGUGUUUCCUGCAAUCGACUUGGCCAGCAUUCCUGUCUCCGAUGUAAGGCUUGUUUCUGUGAUGAACAUACAAGGAGCAAGGUAUUUAAGCAAGAAAAGGGGAAACAACCUCCUUGUCCUAAAUGUGGACACGAAACACAGGAGACAAAGGAUCUUAGCAUGUCAACACGCUCCUUGAAGUUUGGCAGGCAGACUGGAGUUGAAGAGGGAGAUGGCGCUUCUGGGUAUGAUGCUUACUGGAAGAACCUGUCAUCUGACAAGGAUGGAAAUACUGGGUACCCUGAUGAUGAGGAAGAGGAGGAAGAAGCAGAGGAUGAUGAAGAGGAAGAAGAUGGGAAGGACUCUGAUGCUGAGUCAUCAGAUCUAUUCACUAAUUUGAAUUUAGGAAGGACCUAUGCCAGUGGCUAUGCUCACUAUGAGGAGCAGGAGAACUAGGAGCAGUUCCUUGUUGGCACUCAUGAGAAGAGCAGACCAAAUCAUAAGGAUGCUCACCAAAAGGCUAGUCACACUGGGCGCAGGACUAGUUUCUAGCAGUUUAAUAGGAACUUCUAGACUUCUAGAAGUUUGGACUUCUCAGUGUAAGAAAAAUGAAUUGAAUGUAAGGCAUAUGGAGUAUCAUGGAUUGGAUUAUUAACGAUUUCAAUAAUCUGGUAGGUUUUGCCAGUUAGAUACAUAUAAAAUACAUGAUAAAGGAAUAGAAAGAAAAUAUAUUUAUUUGAAAUUAUACUGUCUUUAUUAAAAGCACUGCUUAUAAAUUCAUGUAUCUGAUUUUACAAAGUAUAAUGGGUAAAAUUACUGUAUUCCUCUUCAAUUCGUAUAAGGAUAGUCAUGCUGUAUUGUGAAUUUCGCUGACUUUUCAUGCUGUGUUAAGUAGUCUUUGUGCAUUAAUGGUUAACCUGUUCAUCAUUUUCUUACAGUGUAUGUCCUCACCAGUGGUUAAUGUCUCAGUGACAAAAAUCUAGCUGUUUCUGUACACAUAAUGUCAGGACUAGUAUUACUGAUGCUUCACCCAGGGAAUCUCAAUUUUAAAAUAAAUUUAGUAUUAUACUUGAA
Messenger RNA from Psammomys obesus (fat sand rat), 1731 nucleotides. It is a transcript of the gene Noazfp, whose product is annotated as zinc finger protein 330. The coding region runs from base 157 to 1113 and encodes 318 amino acids. The transcript has 10 exons. Gene Ontology annotation, cellular component: nucleus. Lineage: Eukaryota; Metazoa; Chordata; Mammalia; Rodentia; Muridae. Gene Ontology annotation, molecular function: zinc ion binding. The record is from RefSeq and is a predicted model, not a curated record.